Molecule: messenger RNA, 2955 nt
Organism: Dibothriocephalus latus
Lineage: Eukaryota; Metazoa; Platyhelminthes; Cestoda; Diphyllobothriidea; Diphyllobothriidae
Source: the annotation of a GenBank genome assembly
AUGCGUGAUUUGAUGGACAGUGCGGCCGGGAUCUCCAACACCAUACUGGCUCUGCUCGCGGGUUUAUCCCUCUGGACUUCACUAUCCCGAGUCAGCUUCGCGGAGCAUUCGCCCUUCGUUGAUCCAAAGUAUGAUGCCGACAACUCCGUCGCCAUCAUCAUGCCCCGAACCCUCUUUCCCGGUGUGCCAAAUAAAAUUGAAUUUCAUUCCAAGCAUCCCCUGCUGCGGAUAGUGAUUGGAGGAUCUGUGCAUGGUCUAGUCAACGCCUCCUUGGUGACUUCCUACAGGGAACUACAUCAAAGAGCAUUGCGAGGUCUCUAUGUCACCGAACUGCCUUAUCGCACCCCCUUUGUCGUAUCUGAGGGUGUCGCAAUCACUCUGAAUAUCACCUAUGACUACUGUUUGGAUGCCAACAACUUCGGAGCUGAAACGUCGCCGAUCAACUGCAGGCUGGAGAGGAGUAAAAGCCUCCUCUGGUACACUCAUAUGGCCAGACGUUUUGCUAUCCUCAUGGGGGAAACGGACAAACACCUAUACCGACCCGGGGAGAUGGUCCGCUUCCGUUUCCUAGCCCUCAACUCGCGUACUAUUCAGGGAAGCAGUGGAAAGCUUGUAUGGCCACCUUACCGAAUUGACAUGCUGGACUAUGCUUAUCCUCAACUCGUGAAAACUCCUGAGGAGGAGAUUAGGCGGCGUGAAACUCCACCGUACUUUGACAGCAUUUACGUAGAAGAUCCCAACCGAACUCGUCUCAAGGAGUGGACCUCUGUCCAACAGCCAACGGCACUCAAUUUGUCUUUCCGGAUUCCCGACGUCGUGAUUGAAGGUCGUUGGCUUAUCGUUGCUAGGCUACUGUAUGAAGUGAAGGAGCUGGAGAUUGAGGUUCGGCGUUGUGCAGUACCGCGUUUUCUUGUAUCACUGACGGCACCUGAGGAGAUUAGCCUUACAGAGGACUCCCUUCAGCUGCGCGUCUGUGCAGCCUACACUAGCGUUGCCGGCUUCUUUCGAGGGCGCUUCGCGAUCCAGGUCUGUUUCUGUUCAAGAUCCGUGUGGGAACAUCAGCAGGAACUGGGCACCCAAUUUCAGGAUAACGCCUGCCUUUCCAUAUCACCGAAUGCUCAAUCGGUGCUCAGUCGAUGUGUCCAGGCAAGCGGACUGUUGGAACCAAACCCAGAAAACGGAAGCUGUGUCCAGGUUAAGUCUUCGAUAGGGACCCUGAUGCAAGAGGCACGGGCACGCACCCACUGGGACCAACAGCUCGGCGCAGUCGUCAAGGUCACAGAGGAGUUCGCAGUCGACGCACCUGCAGGUUUUACAAAGUUUGCCCAAAUCGGCAUUCGCGUCCAUAGGGCGCCGAAAAUCGAGUUGAAGGUUGAUCCUGCCUACCGAACCGGCCUUCCUAUCUUCGGCAGGGUUCGAGUAAGUGGGUUGGAAGACUUUCCUGUGCCCAAUACUACUGCCUCAAUUUCAGUAGAAGUUUUUGAAGUUAGCCAUUCUUUUGAAUACUGGAGUCCCUCUACGGGGCCGAGCCAAGGCGAAAUCGGGCCUAACAUCUUUAAGACCAUAUUGACCCCAGAUGAACAAGGUUCUGCCGCCUUCGUCAUUCCCCCUCUGUCCGGUGGACAUGAUCUCCGAGUUCAGGCAAGAGUGAAUCUCGCGAAAACUGAUUCUCACACCACCACCACCACUACCUCCACGUUGCGGGAUCGACUGUGUCCCCACUGCUCCGCUUGGAUUAUCGAUAAUGAAAUCUCCACCUACGAGCAAAUCAGACAUUGGCAGUCGAGGUCGCCACUGGCGUUAGCUGUAGAGAAAACCACGUACGACACCAGCAAAGCCUGUUCUGGCUCUGUGAAGCUGUCGCUCCUAGUUAACGCACCACUGGAUGAAAAGGAUAUCUUCAUGUUUUACCUGUCACAGGGGGCACCGCGGCGGAUUUCCGCAACCCUUCGGUCCACUCUGAGCAGUGGUCAAGCCUGCUCGGGGCAGGACGGACCUCUGGGCCAUUACACCUGCAAUGCUGCCUUCAAGCCCGGUGAGGUCGGGGAAAUCACCUGUCUGUCCGGUUGGACAGGGGACAACUGUAUGACGCCGGAUUGUUCGGACAAGGACUGUGGUGUGGGCGGACUCUGUGUAACACCGGGUGUGUGCUCCUGUCGGGAUGGUUGGCAUGGCGAAAACUGUGAAAUUUGCGAACCCCGAAAGGGUUGUCUGCAUGGGGACUGCAAGCAUGGCAACGACUGUGUCUGCAGAGAGGGUUUCACUGGUUAUCUGUGUGACCAGCCACAUGUUCUGUACGACACCCUCGGUGACAUGAUGCCACUCAGUGCAUUCAACUUCAAUAUUGAGAAUGAGAAUUUGCCCCUCAGUACAGCUUCCCCACUGCCACUGCCGACGCCAUCUGAAACAAGCCCCGGAGUUCGGCGGACUGUCUUCAAAUACGAAGCUGUUUUUGAAAUGAACUCCAGUCUUGGACCGACUCGCAGGGCGGUUGUCUAUGUUUACCACCAAGGCAGUAACAAUGAAGUUCCCGAAAUCAUCGCUGAUUACGUUAAGAUUGGCGGUUUUAGGCUUUGUUCCACUCCAACACUAGUAAAGGGCAAGUUACCCACCAGGCUUCUGGAUCGGCACACUGUCCUUCCUGGGGAUAUGUUUCAACUCACGUUAAGUCUUCCGGCAGCUGGUCCGAAUGCCGACGCCCAAACGGAGGGAAUUGAGCACGCCUGCAUUUUGCGGAUGUUUAGCGUCCCGUUUGAGAAUCAUGAACGUCGCCCACUGGGGUCGUUCAUCGACUUGCAGACGUACGUCGGUCAGCUGGAAGAUUUCUUCUACCAAGGUGAUUUGCCCGUUUUCAGCACAAAGACGGCCUUUGAGGCGGCUGGCAUUGACUUCAUCCAGGUGGGUCCCUUCAGGCGACACAGCCCACGCGCAGUCAUGUGGCCAGUCUUCACGCCG